ACGCCAUCACACCGCGACCGCGGUCCCUAGGUCCCCUGGAGAAGAACAGCUGGCUUCUUGCAACGGGACCGGCUGUGGCUUCUGCGCUUUUGACCUGCAGCCUCGCAGGUGUCAGCUGACAGCGUAAGGCGCCGGGCGGGUCCGGCUGCAGCGGCCAGGCUUUGAUGCUGAGCUCUGGUAAAAAGAGGUUGUUCUCAGCUCUGCUGCACAUUCAGAAGAGGCCCUGUCAGCCGUCAAGAGCGAUGAGGCUGGUACAGUUCCAGACACCCCACCUGGAGGAGCCUCACCUGGGCUUGGAGUCGGGGAUUGGGGGGGGAGUCGUAGACCUAAACGCCUUUGACCCCACACUCCCCAAGACAAUGCUGCAGUUCCUGGAGCAGGGAGAGACUACCCUCUCAGUGGCAAGAAGAGCCGUGGCAACCCAGUUGCCAGUCCUCCCUCGGUCACAGGUGACCUUCCUGGCCCCUGUCACCCGGCCAGACAAGGUGGUAUGUGUGGGCAUGAAUUAUGCAGAUCACUGCAAAGAACAGAAUGUGCGGGUGCCCAAGGAGCCCAUCAUCUUCAGCAAGUUCUCCAGUUCUAUUGUGGGGCCCUAUGAUGAGAUCAUCCUCCCACCAGAGAGCGAGGAGGUGGACUGGGAGGUGGAACUGGCCGUGAUCAUUGGGAAGAAAGGCAAGCACAUCAAGGCCACAGAUGCCAUGGCUCACGUGGCUGGCUUCACUGUGGCUCAUGAUGUGAGUGCCCGGGACUGGCAGAUGAGACGCAAUGGAAAGCAGUGGUUACUGGGAAAAACUUUUGAUACUUUCUGCCCCCUGGGCCCUGCCUUGGUUACCAGGGACAGCAUAACAGGUAUGUGUGCAUGCCAUGGUACCUGGAUAGAAGUCAAAGGACAUUUCCAGGAGUUGGUUCUCUUCCAUAUGGAUCCCAGAGAUCAAACUCGGGGCCUCAGGCUUGGCAACCCACACAAUCUAAAGAUCUGCUGUCGCGUGAAUGGGGAAGUAGUCCAGAGCAGCAGCACCAACCAGAUGGUGUUCAAGACUGAAGAGCUGAUAGCCUGGGUCUCCCAGUUUGUCACUCUGUACCCAGGGGACACCAUCCUGACCGGGACUCCUCCAGGUGUCGGUGUGUUUAGGAAGCCUCCUGUCUUUCUCAAGAAGGGGGAUGAGGUCCAGUGUGAGAUUGAAGAGAUCGGUGUCAUCGUUAACAAGGUGGUGUGAUGGCAUCCCUGUGAGCACUGGACUUGACACAAGGUGGGACUUUUGCUCCCACAAAGCUCACUGCUGGCCCUGCCCACUUGAGGUGCUCCUAGGUAGGCCUUGGAAAUAAAUUUUCUCUCAGAGCUGCA
This is a messenger RNA of Arvicola amphibius (Eurasian water vole), 1345 nucleotides long. RefSeq names its product fumarylacetoacetate hydrolase domain containing 2A (gene Fahd2a). NCBI's taxonomy places the organism in Eukaryota, Metazoa, Chordata, Mammalia, Rodentia, Cricetidae. Gene Ontology annotation, molecular function: hydro-lyase activity. The record is from RefSeq and is a predicted model, not a curated record. Bases 165 to 1217 code for a protein of 350 amino acids. The transcript has 9 exons.